Molecule: messenger RNA, 1620 nt
Organism: Eremomyces bilateralis CBS 781.70
Lineage: Eukaryota; Fungi; Ascomycota; Dothideomycetes; Eremomycetales; Eremomycetaceae
Product: porphobilinogen deaminase
Exons: 2
Coding region: 265-1476 (403 amino acids)
Biological process (GO): heme biosynthetic process
Cellular component (GO): cytoplasm
Molecular function (GO): hydroxymethylbilane synthase activity
Source: RefSeq, a predicted model, not a curated record
UUUCCUACGAAGCGUUUGGCCCACACAUUCGACCGCCACUUAUCACUAUUGUGAAUAUCCACGCGAAUUACGACGGUCUCCUUCGUUGACAGCAUUUACCUUUCGGCCGCCAUAUCUAACGGAACAUUCAUUUCCAUUCGAUUCGGCUAAAAAGUAGUACUCGGGCCGAAUAUCAACUUGCAUGUGGUGUCGUAUCAGCCUGUAUAUUCCUCGUUCUUGAGACCUCGAAGGCAAAAGACAUACUCAUAUUUCGAGAACGCAACAAUGGCAUCCAAACCAGAGCAGAUAACCACCAGCUCGGCAGACAAGACGACCGGCCCUCCCUCCCCGGUGCCGUUGGCGGACCCGCUCGCCGUGGUGGGCACCCGAAAGUCAUUGCUGGCGCGCAUUCAAACCGACCUUGCUAUCCGAGCCGUGGAGGACGCAUAUCCCGAAUAUCGGGGACGAAUAGGCGUCAAAGGCCUAGAUCCAUUGGGGGAUCGGGAUAAGGUCACGCCGCUAUGGGACUUCACAGCGUCGAGCAAUGAAGCGGUCAGCAGCCAAGUAGCAGGAGCGCCGAAGCCGUCGCAGAGUGACGCGAAAGGCCUAUGGACGGAGGAGCUGGAGGAGCUGCUUGAGAAAGGAGAGGUGGACUUUGUGGUCCAUAGUCUUAAAGAUAUACCCACGACCCUUCCACCCCAGUUCACACUCGCCGCCAUCCUAAAAAGAGCGGAUGCCCGAGACGCCUUGGUCGUUCAUCCGGAAUUGCUCAAACACCUCCAUGCCACUGGUGUCCAGCAGCCUUCCUUGUCCGACCUGCCCAAAGGGUCAAUAGUGGGCACAUCUUCAUUACGGCGCUCCGCGCAACUUCUCCGAGCGCAUGUACAUCUACAAUUUGAACCCCUCCGCGGCAACGUGCCCACACGACUACGGAAACUCGAUGAGUCGGUGAUCGACAUCCCAGGAGCGACCGCACCGGCGGCAGGCACUGAAGAUACCACCGAAUCCGCCGGUACGAAAGCCCAUCCUCCUUUCUCCGCCAUCAUCAUCGCCACCGCUGGCCUUGACCGGCUCUCGCUCUCCGACCGCAUCACCUCCCGCCUAUCCCACUCCAACGGUGGCAUGCUCCACGCCGUAGGCCAAGGCGCCAUUGGCAUCGAAGCUCGAGCAGGGGAUGCUCGGAUUCUGAAGCUCCUCGAGGCAAUAGCAUGCAAGCAAACAACGCUGGCAUGCACGGUGGAGCGGGCGCUGUUGCGGACGCUAGAAGGCGGAUGCUCGGUGCCGAUCGGCGUAGAGACGAGGUGGGUGGCGGAGGGGACGCUCCAUGUGCGGGCAUCGGUGGUCAGCGUGGAUGGGACGGAGGCGGUGGAGACGGAGGAGACAGCGCAGGUGGAGACGGUGGAGGAGGCAGAGGCGUUGGGGUCGGCCAUCGCGGGGACGUUGCGGGAUCAGGGCGCUCAAAAGAUCCUGGAGAAGAUCAUCAUAGCCCGUAGGUAGCAGUACGGUCUGCGAUAAACGAGUUCAUGCACCUCAAUCACCAUGUACAUCACACGGAUAGACUUGCGAGGUCAAGAGGCUCGCAUAAUGAUAAGGUAUCUCGAUAGGUUUAGACUAGAAUCGACGCGCUAUGUUCGAGCCUGC